CCAUUUAUUAGAUUAAGAAAGAAGGUUCUAGAGAAAAAAAAAAAAGGGUGCAGAAAAUCAGGGUAGUGGAAUCAUCUUAUUCAUUAGGGUUUCACAGUGUUGUUGUUUAUCGAAUCGAAUAUUGUAGAAAUCGAUUAUUCUUCUUCUUCUUCUUCGUGAGAAAUUGAUUUUUUUUGGAAGAGAAAGCCAUGUCUGGUGGUAUUGCUCGUGGACGCCUCGCCGAGGAGAGAAAGUCAUGGCGGAAGAACCAUCCCCAUGGUUUCGUUGCCAAGCCCGAGACGCAACCUGAUGGCACCGUCAAUAUGAUGGUCUGGCAUUGCACUAUUCCUGGCAAAACUGGGACUGAUUGGGAAAAUGGGUAUUACCCCCUGACGAUGCACUUCAGUGAAGACUACCCUAGCAAGCCUCCAAAGUGCAAGUUCCCUCAGGGUUUCUUCCACCCUAAUGUAUAUCCAUCUGGAACUGUUUGCUUGUCCAUACUUAAUGAGGAUAGUGGGUGGAGACCAGCUAUAACUGUGAAGCAAAUUCUAGUGGGCAUCCAAGACCUGCUUGAUCAGCCAAAUCCUGCUGACCCUGCCCAGACAGAAGGCUAUCAUCUAUUCAUCCAGGAUGCAACAGAGUAUAAGAGAAGGGUCCGGCAGCAGGCAAAGCAAUACCCACCUCUUGUCUAGUGCUAUAUCUGUUCACUUUAGGAACUAUUCUAGUGUGGUAGAUUUUGCCUGCUAUUUCUUGUGUUGAAAUUGUUAUGCUAUUGUUGGCUGCCAAAAUAUGCAGACUCCGUGGUUGGUUUUAACUAUUUCUACUUGCUCUCAGGUCUGGAUAACAUGUUAAUAUAUAACAAUGUGAAGUCAACCAAUAAUACUUAUUGGUGACAAUUGCUGUGUCUGGUUCGCUGGUACAUUUCCUAUUUAAAUGGAUAGCUAUAUGACAUUAUGGCUUCUGAGUU
Lotus japonicus is the source of this 946-nucleotide messenger RNA. Its product is annotated as SUMO-conjugating enzyme SCE1. The record is from RefSeq and is a predicted model, not a curated record. The coding region runs from base 189 to 671 and encodes 160 amino acids. Gene Ontology annotation, biological process: protein sumoylation. Gene Ontology annotation, cellular component: nucleus. Gene Ontology annotation, molecular function: SUMO conjugating enzyme activity. The transcript is spliced from 5 exons. NCBI's taxonomy places the organism in Eukaryota, Viridiplantae, Streptophyta, Magnoliopsida, Fabales, Fabaceae.